Messenger RNA from Mobula hypostoma (lesser devil ray), 3354 nucleotides. Its product is annotated as transcription factor MafB-like. The coding region runs from base 643 to 1563 and encodes 306 amino acids. Gene Ontology annotation, cellular component: nucleus. The transcript has a single exon. NCBI's taxonomy places the organism in Eukaryota, Metazoa, Chordata, Chondrichthyes, Myliobatiformes, Myliobatidae. Gene Ontology annotation, biological process: regulation of myeloid cell differentiation; regulation of transcription by RNA polymerase II. Gene Ontology annotation, molecular function: DNA-binding transcription factor activity, RNA polymerase II-specific; RNA polymerase II cis-regulatory region sequence-specific DNA binding. The record is from RefSeq and is a predicted model, not a curated record.
AGAUUUGCAAUCUGCUAAAAGCUGGCUGAUCAAAGACAGAUUGGCUGUGGGUGAUUUUUUUGUUAAUAUUUAUUUUAAUUUUGUUCUUGCAGAGAGGCAAAGCUGAGGCGGGCGAAGCAGCAGCAAACAGUAAUCUCUGCUUUGCAAACGUAAGCUUUUCGCUUUUUACUUUGUCUGCUUCGGGAGGGGAGGACUUGUAACUAUUUCCAUAAGGCUCUACAGCAUUGGGGCACGUCCUCCCUCUUUUCCUCCCCUCCCUAAAUCCUUGAUUUUUUUUAAUGUCCCCCUCUUUUUUCAAGAAAAAGAAACGAUUUUUUCUUCUCGGCUGUAACAAGCUCUCAAGACCAGAGGCUUGUUUCUUAAUGCCAGCCCGAUUGGUUUAAGAUUCGCCGCGUUGUGACAAGGACGCCACGCCAAGCAAGACUCGACUCUCUUUCUGCUCUCCAUGUACUGUGCCAUUCAAAGAAGUUUUACUUACUGAGAAGCUCCGUGGAAAGAAGGCGGUGGGGGGAGAAAACUGCAAAGAGAGAGAGAGAGAGAGAGAGAGAGAGCGAGCGAACUACAGAGUCAAGGCACUAAGGCGCACUGCAAAAGAAAGAGAGACUUUAAAGUGUCAGAAACCUCCAGAAGAGACUCAAAGCAAUGACUACAGAGCUGGCCAUUAAUGCAGAAUUGCCUACCAGCCCGCUUGCCAUGGAAUAUGUCAAUGAUUUUGACCUGAUGAAAUUCGACGUGAAGAAGGAACCACUGGGAGCCGAUCGCACUGUGAGGCAUUGCAACCGCUUACAGCCGACCGGAUCCGUCUCCUCUACCCCCAUCAGCACCCCUUGUAGCUCGGUGCCCUCCUCUCCAAGCUUCAGUCCCACCGAGCAGAAAACUCACCUGGAAGAUCUGUACUGGAUGGCGAACAGCUACCAGCAACUCAACCCGGAGGCUUUGAACUUCACCCCCGAGGACGCGGUGGAAGCCCUGAUCGGUAACGCGCACGCCGUCCAGCAGCAGCUGCAGGGCUUCGAGAGUUUCAGAAGCCACCACCACCACCACCAUCACCAUCACCACCAGUUCCAGGGGGUGAGUCCGGACGAACUGGGCAGUAGCAACGGGCACCAUCAACACCACAACCACCAUCAACAGCACAGUUCCCCGGCCUCGUCAACCUCCUCGACCUCCCAGCAGAUCCAGAGCUCCCCUCAUCACCAGAGCCUCCUGGCCGAGGACAGGUUCUCCGACGACCAGCUCGUCAGCAUGUCGGUGCGGGAGCUCAACAGGCAUCUCCGGGGCUUCUCCAAGGACGACGUGAUCCGCCUGAAGCAAAAGAGGCGAACCCUGAAGAACAGGGGCUACGCGCAGUCGUGCAGGUACAAGCGCGUGCAGCAGAAGCACCUGCUGGAGAACGAGAAGACCCAACUCAUCCAGCAGGUAGAGCAACUCAAGCAAGAGGUGUCCAGGCUGAUGAGAGAGCGAGACUCCUACAAACUCAAGUGCGAGAAACUCGCCAGCAAUAGCUUCAGAGAGGCUGGCUCCACUAGCGACAACCCGCCGUCUCCAGAGUUCUUCAUGUGAGUCAGCAGUCGCCUGCCAUCCUCCAUCUAUAACACCCCAUCCAUAUGCCUGCUUGAGAAUUGUUAAGAGAGCGAGAGAGAGACAGAGAGAGACAGAGAGAGAGAGAGAGAGAGAGAGAGAGAGAGAGAAAGCGAGAGAGAGAGAGAGAGAAAGCGAGAGAGAGCUAUCAGCAACAUAGCCCCAUCCAUAUAUUGCCUGUUUGGUUGUAUAGUGUGAAUUACGGAAAACUUGCAUUUAAAACACACAAAAAUAUUAAUCCUGCAUGCUGGACAUGUAUGGUAAUAAUUUCUAUUUUGUACCAGUUUACUUUCCAUUCGGCAUGGCGUUUUAUUUGAAAGAAGUUACCACUGAAUAGUUGAACUAUUUUACUGCUUGCGCUGUUCUCGGUUUUCAGCUGACGAUUUUAGCGACUUGUAAAUAUAUGCAACAAGAACUGUGUCCAUAUGCACUGAUCCAUUUCAGCAGACUUUUUUUAAAAAUGAGGUGAAACAGUCUUUUUUCGCGGGUGGGGGUUGGAAAGGGGAGUGGGGAGGGAAUGUUGAGGGCAAAUGUCUGCUGCACCAGAAACCAACAUUGUAAUUUCGGCGCCUACUUUUUCCCCCCUGUUGUUUUGGUUAAUUUUUAUUUUGUUUUUUUUUGUGUGUUAGUUGUUGCAGAAUUUAAAAAAGAAACGGACAGAUGUGGAACACAAACAAUGAUUAGCAACAAUCAUUUUUAAAAAUUCCAUUAAUGUGUUAAUUUUACUUGGCGCCCUGGAAAAAAAGGGCAGCGAUUGCUUCAGAAUUUAGAUUUGAGACUAUGACACUUUCUUUGAUCUAAUAGUUUGAUUUAUUCGUUAUUUGAAUUGUAAACUGUUUGUCACACAGCAGGAAACUGUAUUUGUUUUAUAAAUGCGGUUUAUUUCCUAAAUGCCUUCCAAACCGGGGGGGAGGGGGGUGUGGGAGGGGGUGGAGAAAGUAAUGAAGGUCAAGUUUCGGUUCUGUAUGUUGUAAAUCCAAUGCUUGUUAAUAAAAUAUACAGUCACUGCAGUGAGAAUGUUUUAGUUUUUUUUACGUUGAUUCAAUUAAAAUUGGAGCUCUUUUUCAUCGCUGACAAUGUGGGAAUGUUUCCUUAGCUAAGUUGGCCUUAUUCGGGUCUUCACGCAAAAGUGAUGCGAUAAAAUGUACACUUUGUUAAAAAUUCCACACUAUAACAGUCCCGUUUUCUCUUCGUGGGAGACUGGCGUAUAGUCACCACUGACAAUAUGACCAAAAUUCAAACUCUCUGUAAACUCAUUUUGCUGAGCGGGUGCAAACAGCGUGCCACCCGGGCGCGAGUGUGUGGUGUGUGUGUGUGUGAGUGUGUGAGUGUGUGUGUGUGUGAGUGUGUGUGUGUGUGUGUGUGUGUGUCUGUCUGUGUGUCUGUCUGUGCGCGCCCGUGCUUAUGCCUUUAAAUAAUAAUGAUAAUUUGACAAGUUCAUUCGAAAAUAAUAGGGCGGCAUUCAACAUUGUGUGGCUUUACAUUUUAAAGAAUGCUUUUUUUUCAAAAGAGAAAUAACACAUUGACUGUAGUGAAAGAAACAAUGUUCUCCAGAUUAAUUAUAUCUGACACAUAAAAUACUCUCUCAUAAAUUCUGAAGGGAUCAUGAACAUAUUGCUUAUGGAAAUGACAAUGUCUUUUAAUUAUCUGUUCCGAUUUGGAAAAUUGUAGUGUUAUCCCCUCAAAAAAAAAGAAAUGGUGUUCUGUCUUUUCUCUUUGGUUCUGUGAAGUUUUUUUUUCUAUUAUAUGCUUAUUAAAGUCAUUGGAAUGGCA